AUUACACGCCUUUCAUAGAAGCGAGAAUUUACCGAGUUUAAACAUGAAGCAACAGCAGAUUGGAUGUGAACAUGAAGCUUUUCCAGCAGAGCUUUCAUGGAUCGAAAUGAUGGAGCUCAACAUCCAAGUUGACUACGACGCUAUCGUUUUCCCUUUAGAAGACGACAGCGAUUUUGUUGAAUCUGUUGAUUCAUCUUCCAUUGAGUUGGAAGAUCAGUCAGCAGAGAUCCAGGGGGAAUCAAGUCCUUCCAGCGACUUGGAGAUUCCAAGAUCAUUGGAAGUCAAGCAGGAAACAACUCCAUCUCCUGACUUCAAGAUCACCCCUUUAGUGGAAGAGACAAACCAACACGUUAGAGAUCUGACUAAGCAGGUUGACGAUCUUAAAACAGAACUGCAGAGUACAAUUUUUGAUCUCCACGAGGAAAGAGACAGAAGGAUUUCAUACCAGGCUGAAGUCAAAUCACAGCAAGAGGAGAUUCAAAAGCUGCAAAAACUGUUGGAAAAAGAACGUCACCUGCAAGCUAAACGUGAACAGGUUACUUGCUCUUCUAAAGUUACAACCGACAAGACCGUUCUUCGACAGCUGGAGCACUUCAAGUGGGAGGCUGAAAAAUAUGCCUCCCGCAAUAAAGGUCUCAUAGAAGUUAUGGUUGAAGAAUAUAGAGUGAGACUUAAAUACGAGGAGCAGCUCAAAAGUCUCUCUGAGCAGGCUUCCAAAUUCAAAGAGCAGGAGGAAACUGUGAAAUCUCUGCAGGGUCAGGUUGCGGACCUGAAGGAGAAGUUGAAACUUGCUCUGGAUAACAACCAUCAGAGAGUCUGCACCCAACCAGAGGUCCCCCUGCAAACUGAAGGCUCCAUACCAACAAAGGAGACCAAGCAAAGGCAGACUUUGAAUCAACAAGGGGUCUCCAUGCAUAGCAUGGCUCAGCCUUUGCGACGACCCACAUCCAGGUUGCAAACAGAAGGCUCCCUGCUAACAGAGGAGACCAAGGAAAGACAGACCUUCAACCAACCAGGGAGGUUUGAAGAAAGAUGGACCUCAAAUCAACCAGAGAGGUCCAAGGAAAGACAGACAUUCAAUCAACCAAGGAGGUCCGAGGAAAGAUGGACCUCCAACCAACCAGGUAGGUCCGAGGAAAGACGGACCUCCAAUCAACCAGGGAGGUCCGAAGAAAGAUGGACCUCCAAUCAACCAGGGAGGUCCGAGGAAAGACAAACAUCCAUGCGACCAAACUCCACUGGUUGCAUGAAGGGCCUUCAUGCUGGCGUUGGCAUGAAGACCAAUCUAUGCCCGGCUCGGCCUUUACACCGACCCACACCCAGGUGGCACUAACCAGGGUCACUAUCUAAACCCAGGUUUUGCCAACACUGGGCAUUAUGAAAAUUCAACGCUUUACACAAAUUUAGGAAAUCAAAACAGACACAGGCAAAUAAAAUUCCUCACUCCACAAUCAAUGGAGAAAACACAGCAUCAAUUUCAGCUGUCCAGAA
Poecilia latipinna (sailfin molly) is the source of this 1491-nucleotide messenger RNA. Its product is annotated as myosin-10-like. The transcript has 2 exons. The coding region runs from base 44 to 1333 and encodes 429 amino acids. The record is from RefSeq and is a predicted model, not a curated record. NCBI's taxonomy places the organism in Eukaryota, Metazoa, Chordata, Actinopteri, Cyprinodontiformes, Poeciliidae.